GGUUCCUAACAAUUGAGCUAGGGUUUUUUUUUUCAACCAAACAGGGUUUUACCAACUCAGAUAAGACCGGGGCAUAUUAGGGUAAUCUCAAGAUUUUUUUGCGCAGGUCGAUCUUCGGCUUCAUAUCCGCCUCUCUGAAUAAUCGAGCUCGAGAGUUAAACACUUGGAUUGGAGGGCAAAGAGAGGAAAUGGCAGGAAAUGGUGAUCGGGUUCCCACAUUGGUUUAUUGGGGAGGUGAAAUUAUAAAGAACGGAUACCUCGGGUCCGUAGAUUAUUCAGAGCCACCCAAAACCAUGUGUUUCUUGAGUCGCAGCCACAGCAGCUUCAUUGAGAUGCUGGGUGAAGUGCGUGCUGCAAUGGACGCCGAUGAUGAAGAUGUGGACACAAGUCUCAGUCUGUUUGGGAAGUACCCGACUACUGUUCCGGGCGGGAAAGUCGUGUUUGUUUCAAUUCCACUCACCGACAAUCCAUCCUGGAAGUGGUUUUUGGAAGCCAACGCGGUUCCUCAGCCUGUUCAUGUGUAUGUGGUUGCUGCAAAGAGAGCUCCAGAAUCUUUUACUAAUACUGCCAGGGGGCAUAUGGGUGUGAGGAAGAACAAGAAUCGAGCAACAAUGAAGAUCUUUGCCAAAACCGCCACGUGCAAGAAAAUUGCCCUGGAGGUUGAACCAUCAGACACCAUUGCUGAGGUGAAGGAACAGAUUGAGGAGUUGGAGGGCAUUCCGCCUAACCAGCAGCGGCUCAUCUUCGCUGGCAAGCAGCUUGAGGACCAUUGCACGCUUGUGGACUACAAUGUUGAGAAUGAGUCUGUUCUCCAUCUUACCCUCAGACUAUGCGGUUGUUGACAGUCUGCUCUCGUUCACCACAUCAAGCGACUGUAAGAUACCAUAAGCCCUACUUUUUCGCACAAACAAUAGUUAUUGGUGAAGAAUUAUUGUCUGUGAGACACUAGCUGUGUCAUCUUUGAUCUUGUUAAUUAGAUUUGUCCUUAUAUAAAUUGCAUCCGGGACCAGUAUACAUUUUCAACUCAUGAUUACUUUGCACUUGCGUCUUAGUGUGUGUUUGG
Messenger RNA from Cuscuta campestris, 1063 nucleotides. NCBI's taxonomy places the organism in Eukaryota, Viridiplantae, Streptophyta, Magnoliopsida, Solanales, Convolvulaceae. The record is from the annotation of a GenBank genome assembly.